Plasmodium reichenowi is the source of this 813-nucleotide messenger RNA. RefSeq names its product conserved protein, unknown function. The record is from RefSeq and is a predicted model, not a curated record. The transcript is spliced from 6 exons. NCBI's taxonomy places the organism in Eukaryota, Apicomplexa, Aconoidasida, Haemosporida, Plasmodiidae. Gene Ontology annotation, cellular component: nucleus. Gene Ontology annotation, molecular function: ubiquitin protein ligase activity. The coding region runs from base 1 to 813 and encodes 270 amino acids.
AUGGCUAGGCAUAGUAAAAAUAAUACAGCCAAUCCUAUAUUUACAUACCACGAGAGAAAAAAAGUUAAAGAUGUAGGAACAAUAAGAGAACGACUAGGAAAAGAUUCCAUGAGAAAAUUUGAACAGUGUUGGAUAUGUUUAAGGACAGCAGAAAGUCCAGUUAGUUCCCCUUAUGGUCAUAUAUUUUGUAAAAUAUGUAUAAUUAAUAAUUUUUUAAAUCAAAAAAAAAUAUAUGCUCGGAAAAAAAAAGAAUAUGAAGAUUAUAUAAAAGAUUUGAAAAAAAAAAAGAAAGAGGAACUUUUGCAAGAAAAGGAAAAAGAGAAAAAGAAGUUUGUCCAAGAUUUGGAAAAUUUAAACACAGUAAAUGUUCAGAAGGAAGAAGAAAAAAACUUGUUAGAUAUAUCAAAUAAUUUCUGGCUCUCUUGUAAUACUUCCAAAGUAAAAAAAGAUACUAUUCAGAAGAAGUUAAAACCUCCAUCUAAAAAUUUAAUAUGUCCAAUUACCAAAAAACCAUUAAAAAUGAGUGAACUUAUAACAAUAAAUCCUGAGGUGAUAAAAAAUGGGGACUCGGAAAAUGGAGGUUGGGUAUGCUCAUUUUCAAAAAAAAAUAUUGAUCAUCAUAAAGCUGUGCUCUUAAAAAAAACGGGGAAAAUUAUAUUAAAGUCAUUUUUUGAAAAUUUUAUAUAUGGAAAAAAGAAUUCAUAUGAUAUUACUGUGGGUGAGGAUGAUUUUAUUAACUUAGAAGCAGGAGGCACAGCUUUCUGUUCACAUAGUAAUGUUGAAAAGACGUUAUAUAGGGAAUCAUUACUUUGA